Messenger RNA from Micropterus salmoides (largemouth bass), 6499 nucleotides. It is a transcript of the gene myt1la, whose product is annotated as myelin transcription factor 1-like, a. Gene Ontology annotation, biological process: regulation of transcription by RNA polymerase II. Gene Ontology annotation, molecular function: zinc ion binding; RNA polymerase II cis-regulatory region sequence-specific DNA binding; DNA-binding transcription factor activity, RNA polymerase II-specific. The record is from RefSeq and is a predicted model, not a curated record. Lineage: Eukaryota; Metazoa; Chordata; Actinopteri; Centrarchiformes; Centrarchidae. Gene Ontology annotation, cellular component: nucleus.
CUCCCUCCUCCUCCUCCUCCAUCCAGUGAAGGCACGGCCAGAUAUCACGGCGACAAAAGAGAGAUAGAGAACGAGGUGUAGAGAGACCUUCACAGGCACUGAGAGUGAGAGAGAGAGCGAGAGAGAGAGAGAGAGAGAGAGAGAGAAGGAGGCUGCAGACUUUCCGACCAGAGAGGAAGAGGAGAGGAGGAAGAAGAGACAGAGGUAGAGGAGUCUCCAUCUUCGCCAUUUCAAUCAUGACUCUGGAUGGCGGCUUCUGAAAUUCAGUUUGGUAUAAAGACUCCUCAACUACAUGACCAGUGCUACACCGAGCUCUGACCAGAUGGAGGUGAAUGCAGUUAAAAAACGCCAUCGCACACGAUCCAAAGGAGUCAGAGCUGCCGUGGAAACAGUAACACAGGAGUUAUUCAGCUGUCCCACCCCGGGCUGUGAUGGCAGCGGUCACGUCAGCGGGAAGUACGCCAGACACCGCAGCGUCUACGGCUGCCCGCUGGCCAAGAAGAGGAAGGCUCUGGAAAAACAGCCACUGGAGCCGGCUGCCAAGAGGAGGCCCUUCCUCACCUCCUGCACAGGGGAGGAGGAGGAGGAGGACGGCAGCGUUUACACCAGCUACGAGAAUGAAGCCAUGGAGGUGGGGGCGGAGGGGAAGGAGCAGGGGGAGGUAGUGGAGGAGGACGAGGAGGAUGAGGAGGGGGAGAGAGAAGGAGACGAAGACGGUGAUGUGGAGGACGAGUUCUCAGAGGACAACGAGGAGCAGGGAGAGGAGGAGGAGGAAGAGGAGGAGGAGGAAGAAGAGGAGGAGGUAGAGGUGGAGAGAGCGGAUAUGACGAUGGGAGGAGAGCGGGCGGAGGACGAAGAAGGGAUGUACGAGGACGAGGAAGAAGUGGAGGAUGGUGAUGAUGAGGAGGAGCCGGAGGAUGAGGGAGAGGAAGACGACCAAGACGAGGAGGAGGAAGAAGAGGAGGAGCAGAAUCGUCAGCAGGUAGAGAACCACUACAAACCCGGUGGACAAUCAAAGCUCUUUCCAAUUCAGAAGGACGACAACAACAACAACAGCUGCACCAUCAGCGCUGGUAACGGCACCGGUGAGGAGUACGAGAACUACGACGAGCUGGUCGCUAAGUCGCUGCUCAACCUGGGCAAGAUCGCAGAAGACGCUGCCUACCAGGCCAUGACCGAGUCUGAGAUGAACAGCAACUCCUCCAACAGCGCCGGGGAAGAUGAAGAUGAUGAGGAGGAUGACCGCAGCGAUCAGGGCGACCGGAAGGGCGAACUGAGCGUGGACCUGGACAGUGAUGUAGUCAGGGAGACAGUAGAUUCCCUGAAGCUCCUUGCGCAGGGCCACGGCGCCAUGCUGCCCGAGGAUGGCUACCCAGAGGGCGCCAUGGUGGACGACCGCGGCCAUGCUAAUGGGCGGCCCAGCGUGGGGGUUAGGAUUCAGGAGGACGAGAGCGAGGAGGAGGUGUGUCUCAGCAGUCUGGAGUGUCUGAGGAACCAAUGCUUUGAUCUGGCUCGGAAACUGAGCGAGACGCAGACGUCAGAUCGCCCCGGCGUCCACGUCCUCCACCACCAACUCCAAAUCCCAUCAGACCAGCAGGUGGUGCAUCACCUGAACAGGUACGACAGCUGCCACCAGAGUGCACAGGAGGAACACAGGGCUCUAGAGCGCAGCUACUCCGACAUGGUGAACCUGAUGAAGCUGGAGGAGCAGCUGAGCCCAGCGUCCAGAGGUUAUCCAACCAGCUGCAGCCAGGAGGGUGACGAAGACACCACAUCGGUGGCCUCUGACCGCUCGGACGAGACCUUCGACAUGGCCAAGGGAAAUCUGUCGCUGCUGGAGAAGGCAAUCGCCCUGGAAUCGGAGCGGGCGAAGGUCAUGAGGGACCGGAUGGCCUCAGAGCAAACGUUUCCCCGUCGGGAUCACCAUCAUCAUCAUCAUCGUGGCCAUGGUGAGCAUAGCCCGAGGCUCAGCAGUGCCGCGGAGGAGCGCAAGUCCAGGAUGCACCAUGAUGGGUUGAAAAGGGCGUAUUACCCUAAAGACUCUUCCAGGGGGGAGAAGAAGGAGAGUAAGUGUCCAACGCCAGGCUGUGACGGGACUGGUCAUGUGACGGGUCUGUACCCGCACCACCGCAGCCUGUCUGGGUGUCCUCACAAAGGAGUCCCGCCUGAGAUCCUUGCCAUGUAUGAAAAUGUUUUAAAGUGCCCCACUCCUGGCUGCUCUGGACGGGGUCAUGUCAAUAGCAACAGGAACUCGCACCGCAGUCUGUCCGGCUGUCCCAUCGCCGCCGCAGAGAAGAUGGCGAAGGUCCAUGAGAAGAGCCACUCGACUGACAGCGGCAGUAAGACCAAUCAGACGUCAGACCGUGUCCUCAGGCCAAUGUGUUUCGUCAAGCAGCUGGAGAUUCCUCAGUAUGGCUACAAAAACAACGUUCCCACCAGCACACCACGGUCUAACCUGGCCAAAGAGCUGGAAAAAUACUCCAAGACCAGCUAUGACUACACGGGUUAUGACAACCAGCAUGGCGGAUAUGGAAAGAGAGGCCCAACAACCAAGUCCCACCACGGGCGUGACACCUCCCCAAAGGGAUACGAUGCUAAGCGCUACUGCAAGACGUCGAGCCCGGCCAGCAGUACGACCAGCAGCUAUGCACCCAGCAGCAGCAGCAGCCUGAGCUGUGGGGGAGGAGGAGGUGGUGGAGGAGGUGGAGGAGGAGGAGGAGGAGGAGGAGGGGGAGGGGGAGGAAGCAGUGCCAGCAGCACCUGCAGUAAGAGCAGCUUUGACUACACCCACGAUAUGGAGGCAGCCCACAUGGCGGCCACGGCCAUCCUGAACCUGUCGACGAGGUGCAGGGAGCUCCCGCACGCUCUUGGAGGGAAACCCCAGGACCUGCUGACACAGAGUCCAGUUGGCGACCUGGACGACAGCGGUGUGGUGGAUGUGGCCGGUCAGCCUGGCGGUCCGGAGGGAAGCGGGACGGUGUUAACCCCCCUGCAGCCGAUGUCGCCCCAGCGGCAGGCUCUGCUCAGUAGUCGCUGCUACCAGCUGAGCGAAGCCGACUGCUGGGACCUGCCCGUCGACUACACCAAGAUCAAACGGCUGGGAGAAGAGCAGGACCACAAAGAGUCGGCCUAUUUCUCGUCCCUACACCAGAGCGACGAGCUGGAUCCCUUCCAGGACCUGAUGGACGAGCAGCGCUACCCGUCCGAGGUCACCAUGCCCAGCCCCAAACACCACAAGUACCCGCCCUGCAAGGAGAGCAAGAAGGAGCUCAUCACGUUGUCAAGCUGCCAGCUGGCCGACAAGAACAUCCGCGGGAUGAUGACGACCAACUCUCAAGAACUCAAGUGUCCGACCCCCGGCUGUGAUGGAUCUGGACACAUCACUGGAAACUACGCCUCCCAUAGGAGUCUGUCCGGUUGUCCACGAGCCAAGAAGAGCGGAAUCAAAAUCCUGCACAGCAAAGAGGAUAAGGACGACCAGGAGCCAAUCAAGUGUCCGGUGCCGGGCUGUGAUGGACAGGGUCAUGUGACGGGGAAGUACGCCUCCCACCGCAGCGCGUCAGGCUGCCCCUUGGCAGCAAAGAGGCAGAAGGACAGCUACGUCAACGGCUCGCAGUUUGUCUGGAAAUCUGGCAAAACGGACGGCAUGAGCUGCCCAACCCCGGGCUGUGACGGCUCAGGACACGUCAGCGGGAGCUUCCUGACCCAUCGGAGUCUCUCCGGUUGUCCUCGUGCCACCUCGGCCAUGAAGAAGGCCAGGAUGAGCAGUGUGGAAAUGCUGACAAUCAAGCAAAGAGCAAGCAAAGGCAUAGAAAAUGAUGAAGAAAUCAAACAGCUGGAUGAAGAAAUCAAAGAUCUGAAUGAGUCCAACAAUCAAGUGGAGUCAGACAUGAUAAAACUGAGGACACAAAUCACCACCAUGGAGACCAACCUGAAGUCCAUUGAGGAGGAGAACAAAGUGAUUGAACAGCAGAACGACUCGCUGCUGCACGAGCUGGCCAACCUCAGCCAGUCGCUCAUCAACAGCUUAGCUAACAUCCAGCUUCCACACAUGAGACCGCUGCCACAGAAAGAGGCCCCAGUAAAGCAUAACUGCUGUUUACAGAUGCCUCCCAGAGAGCCAAUGAAUGAACAGAACUUUGACACUUAUGUGAGUACACUGACAGACAUGUACACUCACCAGGACCAGUACCAGAGCCCGGAGAACAAGGCGCUGCUGGAGAACAUCAAACAGGCCGUUCAGGGUAUCCAGGUCUAGUCCUGACGGAGGCCCAAAUAACAAAUGCAAAGCAAAAUCAACAACAAAAAAAGUCAAAAAGAUGGGAAUGGUUGUUUUUUGCUGCUGUAAUCUACCAUAGUUCUUUUAUUUAUUCUGCUGUUAUGCUCUCAACUCCAUGGGUAUCUCUUUUUUAAAAUUAUUUUGAUUGUUGUUGCCUUGCUUUGAAAAACAAUUACCAACGUUUUAAACAAACAUUCACGUUUUGUACAUUUUCAUAUGAUCUAAUAUAAUGUGAUGUACUGUUUAUAGCUGCUAAUGUAUGCACAUUCUAGUGUAUAUGUAUGUAUUUAUUUAUUGUAAGCUUGAAUCAUUUUUUUUUUUUUCAUUUUAAUGCGAUUUACAUACAUUAAAAAACUGGGCGUCACGGGUUUAACGGGGAGCAAAGCGGCGAGUGCGAAAAUCAGGCUUUUCUCACGAGUUGUAAAGCUUGAGGUUGGUUAAUGGAUGGAAUUCACUAAUUUUUGUAAUGUUUGAAAGUGGAUCAUGUGGACACUGAAAUAACUGUAAAUCUUAAGCUAAAAUUAUGACAAGAACCAUUGCUAUAAGCACGAAGAUUUCAAACAUCAUGACACGGAAACUUACUGGUGCAAAUCCCAUCAUCCCCUUCGGAGUUGUUUCGUUUCAAACUGUCCUGUUCUGUUGCUUUUCUUUGCUCAUGCGAAAAGACCGGAGCGGAAAGACCAAUGGCUACAGAAAAUGUAGGAGACAAUCUGCCAUUCUGAAUUUCUUUUAAUCAUCAACCUUGACUAGCUAAUAGGACAACGUGUCAGCAAUAUUGGUAUGAUAAUAAUAAAUCGUUUGUUUAGAUAUGGGAUGCAAUCUAUAUGAAAAAAAAUGUUUGGGUAUAUGCAAUUUCUUAUGAAUAAAACUAGCAAAGAGCUGAUAGAUCUUUUUACUAACUAUAAAUGUAUUGCGUUUUGUAUAAACCUUUUACUACAAUCAUGUUUUGGGAAUCUGACGCGGGUGAAAGGACUUUGGUUCUGUCAUGAUCGACUUUGCACAGGGACACCUUUGUUUCCAUGUUUUGAUGUUUUUAUUGUCAAUUAAGAGGCACUUGGCAGGCGAAAGGAUUUGUAGAUGUGAUUUUUCUUUCUAAAGGCUGAUGGCUCCACUGGACUUACAGGGUCAAACGUCCCCAUUCGUCAUUGUAUAUUGCACUCGUCCUGUUGAAAACGUCUUUCCAAUCAUGCAUCUUAUUGUCUGAGCCACAAUGGGACAUGAUGCCAGACGACAUGAUGACCAAGCAGCACUUUUUUUUAUUAUAUUUGAUUGUUAUUGAAAAGAUGAAUGAAAACUAGAGCCAGCAGUCGUAACUCCAUGUCUGUGCAGAAUUUACCGACUGAGUAUUUGAUCUGAAUCGGCCUUACGGUGACAUUCAGUCUGAAAACACUGUACUGAUGGAAUAUGUUUUCUGAACACCGUCGAUCAUGCAUGCACUUUAUUGGAGUAAUGUCAAAGUAUCAUCACGUGGUAAAUGAAGCAAAAACUGUACAGCGAGUUUGUGGAAACUGUGACUAUGAGAAGACUUGGUGCUGGGUGAUUCCUGUUUGAAAGCAACUUGGAACAAUUUUCAUUGAGUUGAUUUGUUAUUUAAAGGAAAACUCCCCCUCUGGCUCCCUUACAUUGUUAACCUCCUCCUCUGGUAUAUGUUUUUAGCAUCAAACCCACAGAAUGCUGAACCACACUGACAAACAUUUGUCUCAAACGUUACCUUUCAGGUUAAUUCUUAAGUACAAGAAAUGCUCCAGUUGUUACCAUCUAAAACAUAAUGUUGUGAAUGUAAAUUAUAAAACAUGAAUGCAUCGUUUCAUUGGUUAAUAUGGGACAAAUAAUAUUUUAUUAUUGGAAUUUUAAAAAGUGAGAGGCAACUUUAUACAAAUUGGAAAUAAGAAUGAAAGGAGUUAUUUCUGGCAUCCAGGGUUUUGCAAAAGUAAAAAAAAUAUAUAUACAUUGUCUUCAAAGUUUGGAUGGACCUGAAACACCUGAGUUAUUAUCGGUUUUUAUCGGUGCAAAAAGUCAAAAGAACAAACUUGUGUGCAUAAAAGCUGAAAGGGAGAAGAGAACUUCAACUCCCAAGGAGCAUUUCAGGGAGAUGCAUCCAAGCAAGUAGUAUCGUGAUAUUUGCCAUGGCAAUACUGUAUCGAUACACGGACGCCAAGUAUCGAUUUUUUAUUAUAUAAAUUGCAGAUGGGAGUUUUAACUUUUUGGUACUAGAAUAAU